This is a messenger RNA of Pecten maximus, 5793 nucleotides long. Its product is annotated as histone-lysine N-methyltransferase PRDM16-like. NCBI's taxonomy places the organism in Eukaryota, Metazoa, Mollusca, Bivalvia, Pectinida, Pectinidae. The record is from RefSeq and is a predicted model, not a curated record. Gene Ontology annotation, molecular function: protein binding. Gene Ontology annotation, cellular component: nucleus. Bases 185 to 3136 code for a protein of 983 amino acids. The transcript is spliced from 7 exons.
UCGACCUAAUAGGGUUUGCUGGAUGAUACACACCAAAAGUGAAAGCUCCUAAUAAGUAUCGUAAAAGAUUAGCUCUACGCAUGCGUGUAGGUAAAAGAAGAAUAUCCAUCUGACAGUUCUGUGGAAGGGGUGUCUGAAUUUUGAUGCAUUUGCGAAGAAGCUGAAACUAAUAUUGCAGAAGACCAUGAGAUCCAAGUCGAUAGCGAGAAAGCUUCCCCACGACACAGGUGAUUGUGAUGAAGCCUUUGAACCUGUGGUUAACAAUUCGAGUACCGGCCAUGACACUGAGGAACGUCUCAAUUAUUCUCCUACGGCCUCUCUUGUUAACACAGCAGCAGACGACACCGACCACCCCCCUGUGUACAUACCCGAAGAUAUCCCUAUACCAAAGCAGUUUGAACUCAAAGAAUCCAAGAAAUUCCAAGGUCUUGGUGUCUGGGCGAAGGUUGAUAUCCCUGCAGGGCAGAAAUUUGGACCCUUCACAGGAAUUCUGAAAAACGACCUUGAAAAUUUAUCAUGUGCAUGGGAGAUUGUAGAUGAAGAACACAAUGUUAAAGGCUGGAUCGAUGCCAGUGAACCAGGAACAGGGAACUGGAUGAAGUAUAUACGGAGUACGGAGGAUCGUGAAUCUCGAAAUCUCAUGGCCAUACAGAUCGACAAGCAGGUGUUUUACCGGACAGUGAGAAGUAUUCACGCCGCCGAGGAAAUGUUACUCUACACAACUGAUGCGUUGUAUCCAGAAAAGGGAAUUGAUCAUCAUACUUCUCUGGCCGCUUUCCACGCAAAACUUGACCAAGGAGACCUUAGCUACAAAUGUUCUGAGUGCAAUGAAGUCUUCAGCAAUGCCGUAACAUUGAAGCGCCAUCAAGCUAUGGCCUGCACUAAGCUUGCUCAACAGAUUCAUGACAAUAAUUCUGACCAGUACAGUCGAUCUGAUGAAGACAGCAUAAGCCUCCAUGAUGGAGAUGAUCAUGUAGAACAUGACUCGAUGGAAGGAGAAUUUAAAUGUGAGGAAUGUCCCAGAAGUUUUCAAUGGAGGUCCAACCUUAUCCGUCAUCAGAUAUCCCAUGACUCCGGGAAACGUUACAACUGUGAGAACUGCGAUAAAAUCUUCACUGACCCAAGCAAUCUUCAGCGUCACAUCCGAGCCCAGCAUGUGGGAGCGCGCUGUCAUGCAUGCACUGAAUGUGGGAAAACAUUCGCAACCUCCAGUGGACUAAAACAGCACCAGCAUAUCCACAGCAGUGUAAAGCCAUUUCAGUGUGAAGUUUGCCUUAAAGCCUACACACAGUUCUCCAACCUCUGUCGCCACAAGAGGAUGCACGCCGAUUGUCGCCAGCAGAUCAAAUGUAAAGACUGCGGCCAGGCUUUCUCCACAGUCACUUCACUUAGCAAGCACAAGCGAUUCUGUGAGGGAGCCCUCCGUAACGGUAUGCACAUGCCUUUCUCUGCGGAUAAGAUUUCGCCAAUGAGUUUGCACAACGCUGGAAGUCCUGCCAGCAGUUUAAAUCCAGCUCUACUAAUGGGGAUGUACCGACCGCCUUAUCCAUUCUACCCUCCACUUGGAGCUUCCUACCCCGUGUUCCCUGGAUCUCAUCUUCCAUUUGGAUCACUUAACAACUCACCAAUGUCUCCGUCGAACCCAUCCAAACUUGGUCAUGCCACAAGUCCAGAAGGCAAAGCUUUUAUCCCAAGAGUUUCACCAAGGCCCCUUUCAUCAGAACCAGAGAUGUUAAAGGAAGAGAGGUUCCGAAAGAACUCUGUUGGAUCAGAACCAAGCGACUCUCCCUUGAGUUCAUCAAGUGAACAUGAUGGAAGUUCAGCUUCUGAUGCUGAGAGUGAAAGCAGCGUACGCCGUCAUCAAAAACCCAUCUUAAUGGAAUCUCCAAGACCAGUUGGCUUUCUUCCAGCUAAACUUCAUUCAGAACCUGUCUCGCAGGAGUCACCACGGUCACCACCCACUAGGAGUCCUGUAUUGGAAAAGUCACCCGAGGAACAGGACACUCCAUUUGAUUUGUCAAAAUCAAGUCGGUCUGCCAUGUCCUCACCGGACCUACCUGUACAGCUGAAAGAGAAAUCUUCAGAGACACAUGGCGAACAACCUCUAGACCUUACACAGAAGGUGCCUAAGGAGGUUAGCCCCAUUGACACUAGGAAAACACACAUUUUUGGAGAAAUGAGGUCUGCAUUAGUGACUCCUGAGUCAUCAAAGCUUCACUAUGCAUACCCACAGUUCCCCAAUCAGCUUCUCUAUGAGCAGACCCUGCGGAUGGACAAGGAAAAACUUAGCCAGUGCCUACAAGAAAAUGCUAGGUAUAUGCCAUAUGCAAGGUUUCCUAUUACAAGUUCUCCUUUUAUAAGCUCACCCAUCAGCCCAUAUGGAAUGAAGUCAGAAAACAUGGACAAAACAUUGUCUCCCAUUUUAAAAAUGGAUAAAUUUCCGGAGCAAUUUUCAUAUCCUGCCAACAAACUUAAGGAACGAUACUCCUGUAAAUUCUGCGGAAAAGUUUUCCCAAGGUCAGCGAAUCUGACCCGUCAUCUGAGAACACAUACUGGGGAACAGCCCUACAAAUGUAAAUACUGUGAGCGAUCCUUUAGUAUUUCCUCCAAUCUUCAGCGACAUGUGAGAAAUAUUCACAACAAAGAAAAGCCCUUCAAAUGCCCACUUUGUGACCGCUGCUUUGGUCAGCAGACAAACCUUGACCGUCAUUUGAAGAAACACGAGUCGGAAGGCCCUAAUGUUAUAGACUCUCCUGUCAAUGAACCUGAUCUAGAUGAGAAAGACGAGUCUUACUUCUCGGAGAUUCGUAACUUCAUCGGAAAGGCAACAGAUUCUGGACUCUCCCAUGGAAUUCUGAAUGGAGACAUUCAGCAACAUCCGCUCCUUGAUCAUCAAAUGGAUCGGACCGAUAAACUGGACAUGGCAGAGGAAGAUUCUGACAUUGAAGAAGAAAUAGACAAUAAUGAUGAGCCUCAAAUGAAGAAAAUCUGUCUCAAUCAACAAAUUGUAUCAAAUAAUAAUGAUGAAGGGAAGACAACUCCCAUCCACAAUGGUUUCUACAACAGUGUAGUUGUACCAGAACCCGAGUUUGUAAACCGUUCACCAACUCCGACUCAACUGGCUUGUUCAUCGUGAUUUUAAUGGACAUUGUAAAAAAAGCAUCUUCAUCUAUUUAUAGACCAAACAGACUGUCAUGUGAAAACAUGCGGUAUCUGCAUUUAUAUAUCAUCGUAAUUUAUUUUUUGAAAUUGGCAGUUACAAAGUUUACACUAGUCAUGCUAAUUUUUGAGAUUUUUCUGACAUUUCGAGAUAAAUUCAUUCUAAUUAUAAUUAUGUCUGAUUAUGAAAAUGCUUUUAGUGAUUCCAGAAUAUAUAACGAACAGAUUUAUUUGGAUACAAGUCAUUUUAUUGAGAUGCAAAUCUUGUUAAAAAUAUGGACCAAUUCUAAAACAAAUUCAUUCCAUCAGAAUAUAUUUUGUAAUGUUAAAAUUUCUGAUUUUGAAUCUGUUAUUGUUACGGAUGUCUAGGGGACAUUUUGAUCAGUUGAAUCUUUGUUUGAGCAACAUUCAAUUACAUUCCUGUAUUUUGUUAAAUUUCACAAUUUUUUAAAAAAAGAUUUGUGGUUAAAAGAUGAAAGUCAAUGUUUUUGUUUUCAAAUAUUGAUUCCAUUCCUGGAUAUACUAAGUUGUUGAUAGAGAUUUGUUUAAAAUGAAAACAUUGUUAAGAAUAUAUUUCCGAGUGAAUAUUUUCCUAUUACAUUCAAAAUAUACUUAUCUUCACAUUGACCAGGAUCGGGGGAAAACAUUUUACAUAAAGAGUUAUCUCCCAUUUUGUUACUCUCUAGUGAAGUAAUAUAUUUUACCUGUAAAAAGUCCCAGAGGUAUACUGUUUAAAAACAGAAAUGUAUACAAGUUUAGACAUUUCAGAAAUGUCAUCCAUCAAUGUUCAAAUCUGUUAAAGACAAGAUUGUUAUUUUAAUUAUAGAUACAUGGGCUUAUUACAGGUAAAAAUGCCUAAUGAAAUUCCUUGGUGUCUGCCAGACACGGUUGAAAAAUGAUACAAAAUUGAGAUAUAUGUUUGUAAAUAUAUUCUAAAAGCUGCCAUAUACUUCCCGGACCAGCUGUGAUUUAUAACCCUCCUGCCAUGUGUACAAACUACAUUAAUUUAUAUGUAUAUAAGUGAAUUUGUUGCUUCUAUUUCCCCAACUACAAUAUGAGGGACCAGGUUUAAAUGUUUAUAGAUAAUUUGUGAUUAUUUGUAUAUAAAACACUGUUGAACUGUAUUCUGGGUGUACUCACAAGCUGUUUCAUAAGCAGCUAGCUUUGUUUGCUCCACAGUUUUUGAAACAAUUUUGUAAUCAACGGAUAUAUUUUAUGUUUUUUUAAAGUUACCCUAUCAGGACUACCUUGCAGUCCCCGAUAUACAAGGAGAACUUGAAGAUUAUCAUCAUAUUUUAUUUUUGUUUCCUUUGAUCUUGGGAAAUUGUUAUUAAGUGCUGUUGUCAUGAUAUAUGUAGAUUUUUUUAUUAUAUUUUAAAUUUGCUAUGGUGCUUUUUCAGAAAUUUUUUGCAUGUCUGAUUUUGGCUUAAAUGGUACUUUAAUGAAUAGUUUUUAUUUUAUCAAAUUAAAAAAAUAACCUAUGAUUUCAAGGGAAAUUAAAGAGGUCAUUUUUGUACUUCUUUUUUUUUAUCAAAAGAAAAUUAAAUGUACAAUAUUUAGAAAAUAAUAAUUGAAUAUUUAAUACGAUGAGCAAGUUAGUGGGUUAUUUUGUUUGAUAUUAACACAGUCACCGUUCAUAUUAAAUUGACAAUCAUGAAAUAUUUGAAUCUCAAUCUCGUGCAUUUUAGCAUUCCUAUUUCUGAUUAGAAAAUAUAUAUACAUAUUGGAGCAAAAUUUAAUUUGCUUUCUACAAAGAAAAUGAAAUCCAAUUUAUUAAAGAAAAUACUCAUGACGUAUAAAAUGUUUGAUUUGUAUAUGCUAGCCUGAAUCAAUGACAAGCAUUUGAAGAAUGUGCAUGCAUGAAUGACCACAGAUUCUGGUAUAAUUGUUGAAUCUGACUGUAUUUGCAUAUAGGGCAUAUAUGCAACCAAUCGGAUACUGUCUCGUACUAAAAGCCUUUAAUGAAUGCUUAUAUGUAAUCCAGGUCAUGGUCUGAUGAAUCUUAUUGUAAGUUAUAUUUAAAAAACUAUUCAACGACCAAAUCAAUUUAUGUCGGACAUUGUCCAUAUUCAAUCUUUUCAAACACUGCCUGAUUUGUUGCUGUUGUACAAUCAUAUGGAUUUUUUUUUUUUUUUUUUUUUAAUUAUGUGUUUGUAAUAUUUAUUAAUUAUCAUUUUUGUCCCUCCCUGUUGAUAAAUGAACUUCACACAUUGACUUUUCUCCUAAAUUAAAUUAAAUUUACUAGUUUCUGAUUCGGUCGGUUGCCAUGGCGAUUACCAAUUGUGUGGCUAGAAUACUUUUUCCUGCACGACUGUACCUUUUCACAUGUGUGUAGUGGCCAAACACUUAGAAUUCCAAAGUACAGCAGAACCUUUUUAUACCGACCAGUUACAAGUUACGGCUAAGAAACAUUUGAUAAAUGUUGAUUUUCAUUAUAAUACUGAAGUAAUCCAGGGAUUUGUUUGUGUCAGUAUAGAGGAGUGGUCGGUAAGCAGAGGUUCUGUUGUAUAUAGUAUGGCUGUUUUGUUUGAGUGUGCCUAUAGAGAUGUAUUAUUAUUGUAAAAAUGGAAGAAAAUUCUGUCUCAAGAAGUUGUACACCUAAAUUUUACAAAAAAUAAACUGAAAAAAAAAAAA